CAACGUUGUUUCGUAGCAGUCGAAAGUGUAAUAUCUGUGAUAUUGGGAAACAAAAAGAAAUAACUUGGUGAAAAAUAGGCCAAAAUCACAAAUUUGAUUAUGGAUUACUUCCAAGAUUCUUGAAUUGUGUUUGAAUGUCAUUUCGUAGUGUUUGAAAUUCAUUGCAUUUAAUCGAAAUUCGGGAACUAGCUUGGAUUGUUUCUCUUUUUUGUGUUUCUUUUUCGGAAAUUAAUUUUUUUUUCCACUUAAUUUACGAAAUGGCGAUAAUUGUAAACUUAUAAACAUGAAGUGAAAAAGAAAAAGGCUUGAAAAAUAGUAUAACUUUUUCGAUUCAAAAUACGAUCAAAAAUAAAUAUUCUCGUGUUAAUAUUCCUAUGUGGUGAAGGUGAUUGUGUGUACACAUCAAUCACAAAAUAGAGAAGAAGACAACAAAAAAAUAGAUUUUUUGUUCGCCCAUUCAUUUUUAUUCCAAACGGGAUUUACGGAUUAAACCAUCAACAGUGAAACGCACACUAUCAAUCUAGCAUAAAAUGUCUUCGAGGAAUAUACCUGCUGAUAAGAUUAACCUACGCCUUAUACUUGUUAGUGGUAAAACGAAAGAAUUCUUAUUUAGUCCAUCAGAUUCGGCUGGUGAUAUAGCACAAACUGUUUUCGAUCGGUGGCCUGAAGAUUGGGAAGCCGAGGCAGUUUCGAAAGCGGAAAUUUUGAGGCUUAUUUAUCAAGGUAGAUUUUUACAUUGCAACGUAACGUUAGGUGCACUAGGACUUCCUUUGGGCAAAACCACCGUAAUGCAUUUGGUUCCCAGAGAUAAUUUGCCCGAACCUAAUUCGCAAGAUCAAAGACAGAAAAGCAAAGGCGGGUCCAAUAGGUGCUGUUCAACAACGUGUUGCAUCUUGUAACCUUUUUUUUUAUUAGUUUCUAAUUACAUAAAAUAAAUAAAAGAGUAAAAAAAAGAGAGAAACAUUUACUAAUCUAUUAGUUCAACUGUAUCUAUAUACAUACCAAUUGCAUAGUGCUUUUUGGAAUUUCAUUAAAUGAAUGCGUACACUACAAUAAAAAGAAGACACAGAAAAACAAAAACAAAAACCAUCAAUGUUAACAUCUAGGUGAAAGAGCAGUAAAUAAAAAACAAAACAAAAAAAAAUUGAAAUAUUUUUCAAAAGUAUUAAUUGAAGAAACAACAGUAAGUUACACACCGUUUAAUUGCUUUAUUGAAAUAUCAAAUCAAAUCAAAUUUUAUGAUAAAAAUUAAAUUAAAUUAAAUUAAGAGUAAUUGUGUAUAAAAAAUAUAAAAAAGGAAAAACAAAAAUAAUUAACAAAUGAAAAGUUAUGUAUGUUUUAGACUAAACGAAAGAAUUGUAUAAAAAAUGAUGAAAAACACCGUUCGUAUUAUAAGACAAAAGAAGAAGAAAAAGAAAUGAGAAUUCAUUUAAUUUAACUUUCAUUUACAGAAUUAUGAUACCGAUAGAGUUGUUGUGUUGUGAUAUGAUCUGAGCGAUUAAUGCCAAAAAAAAUGAAGAAAAAGAAAAAAGUGUUAGAUCGCCGAUCAAUAAGUCGUUUAUAUUCAUAAACAUAUUAUUUAGAUGGCGCUGACUAAACUAUAUAAAUUGCAACAACAAAAACCAAUAGUUUCACAUAGAAUGUUUCAUGAUAUAAAUUCCGAAUUUUCUUUCUGUUCCGAAUCGCAUUUUGAAAUUCGGUUUGAUUUUUCUUUCUUUUUUUAAAUUUGGUUAUCAAAUCCAUGGCCACACGACAUACCGAGCUAAUUAAAGGUUUCAAUUUAUUCAACAGAAAAAAAAAUUAUAUUUUUAUGCAAUCAUAGAAAACGAACAAUUAGCGGAAUUAGUUUGGUUGAUCUAUUUUAAGACGAUUUUAUAAUAGAACACGAAAUUCAAAUUUUGUUUCAAAUUAUGUAUAGCAGGCAGGUGACUGCUGACUGAUUUUUUUUUCUAAAGUCUCCGAAAAUUCUCGCAGUUUUCCUUUUGUAAAGAAUUUUUCAGAAUUUGAAUUCAGCGUACUCCAGCCGACACUUUUAUACGCGUUUAUCCUGAAAGAUCUUGAUGACGCAUAUUAGAGAUGACUGUCUAUAUGGAUUGAACGCGUCCUCCUUAUUCUUCGGAAUAUUCGUACCGUUGUUGGUUGAAGUCCUCUUUUUUAAUGAGUGUUCGCCUGUUUUUCUUUGACUUUUUUUUGACUAAAUUUAUGGACUGAAAUUAGUACUAAAAUAUACAGUCCUCACUUAGUAAGCGUGUUGGUGCGAGUAUAGCCAAAAAGACACGCCAGUCAUAUUAGUGUAACUAAUAAGAUGUAAAGCCUGCCGAAAACGUUCAGUUCUCAAGCUUUCGGGCUCAGUUAAUUCAACUGUCAUGUGUCAUUCCGAUUUUUACUGGCACUUUUGAGCUAGGCUUCCUUCCCAUGAUCAUGCUGUAGAGUGUCUAACUUCUACGAUUAAGAAAGUAUUGAUCCAACUGGGAUAUGAAUGAUUUUUCAUAGAGUCCUUUCAUUGUUCCCCUCUGAUUAUUAAAACUCACAUUGUCACCGAUUGCGAAAUGUUUGAAUUAUUUCGUCCGAUCUUCCUAUUUGUACGACAAUUUGAAAAAUUUGUCCGAGUUUUUCAUAAAACUAAAUGAACAAAAUAGUCUUACGACUUUGACAGACUUUUUUUUAUAAAAACAAAAUUUUGUUCGAAUUGUGCAAUAUACUUAGAAUGUAAACGCUUUACAUUGCCAGAAAAUGCAUCACUGAAGAAAUGAUUUUUUUUUUUUACUUUAAUGAAAACCGGUUCGAUUAAGUUAAAGUUAGCUUUUUAUAGAAUUUAGACAGUAUUCUUCCUAGAUUUUUUUUCCUCGUAUCUUUCAUGAUCUUCACAAGAUUUCCUUCGUUCUUUAUCGCGUCUGAAUCGCUAACUGCUAGCAUAUUAGCCCUGUGUAUCAUUAUUAUUAAUCACGCGAACGAGAACUUAAAAGAUUUUGCUUAAACAUUGCCCCUGACGAACAACUAAACACGAAAGCAAUUUAUCCUGAUUUUUAUACGUUUUUUUUAUAAUUUUAUUUAAGAUUUUGCUGGUCAGUUACUUAUAUUAUUUACAAGCACAUUGAAAUAGGCUAACAACUGAUAUAUCAAAAUAUCGACAUUUGAUUUGCAAAAUGAAUUUCACACUUACAAAAUGUCGAUAUUUUGAUUUAUCGAGUGGUAAUUGAUAACUUUAAUACAUUUUUAAUGUGUGUCUAAGGCAAAACAAAUUAGCCCAGAGAAAAAUAGCGCGUAGUAUUAUAAGGACGCUUUCUGUCACAGAAAUUAAUUGUAAAAAUCAAUCGAACAUCACUGUAAGAUUCCUGUUUAUUUUUUAGUUAUUCGAUUUAGUCUUUUUUUUUUCAACAAAAAUAUGUUUAGUUGGUUAGCGCCUCUAAUUUUGAAAUGAAAUUGUAAAGCAAACUUAAUGAUAAAUAAAUUAUAUUGUUGGUUGAAUUGCUGUAGAACUGAAUUAUAAUUUGGCAAUUGUCGAUGAAUGAAACACCCUGUACUUUUCAGUAUAGUUUUUAAUAAUGCAGGAAAAGAACCUCGAUCUAAUGGUCUUAACAUAGAAUUUCGUUUAAUAAAUGGAGUUGAUGGAUAAGAUAAAGUUGAAGCUUUACUUCGUGGUUAUUGGGCUGGGUUAUAUCUGAACAUGGCAAAGUAACAGUAGAUUACGGUUUAUUGGACGUUUAUUUCAAACAGAAUAAUUCAUUUGAAUUGGUAGGUUCGAACGUCUUACGCUAUCAAUACUAAUAGAAGUGUAUGCAAGUAGAAUAAAUUUAAAGAUUGAGGAUGCGAAUUGAUGCUGACAUUUAACCUAAAAAAAACGGCCAGUAAGCAACAAAAUCUUUUACGUCACUUGUGUUUGUGAAGGUUUUCUAUUACUUCAAUAAAUCAUACAUUUCGUUAUGAAGAAAAGACUAGUUGCUUAUUCUUGUGGUCCGUAUCGAUAGCAGAUGAGUAGACAUAAGAUGACUUUAAAAAGGCAGUAUAAUGCAUAUUCAGUCGUAUGAUAGUGACAGAAAUGAUUCUUUACGUGCUAGGCUUGGUUAGUAAAUUAACUUUCGUAGUUCUUUGGACAUUGUUGAUUGAACAAGUAGGACUAUAGCCCAAGGUAAAUUAUUAUUAUUAAAGGGUUAUUGUCAAUACGUAGAUAUUUUAAAGCCACCCGUUUUGCAAUGCCUUUGCGGUUAAAUAAAUGAAUAAUGUACUCGCAUGAAAUUAAUUUCCCUACAAAUCGAAAUAACUAUAACCAUACAUCACAGUACAUCGAAAUACACUCACUCGCUGUCAGAGAACAGCAAACGAUUCAACAUGAACCAGCUACUCACUUCGAUCUAUUUAUUUCCUCGCAUGCAUCCGUGUCAUCUCACAGCCGUUUAAGGGGCGUUCCAUUCCCUAAAGUACAGUAUAUUGUUUUUCGAAACGUUUCGAAUGAUUGUUACCAAGAAGUUCAGCCCAAAGAAAAUUGUGUUUCAUUCAUUGAUAGUUGCUGUGUUGUGGAUGUUUUUCUAUUCUUCGAAUAUAAAUUGAAUUGCAAUAAACUGUUUGGUUUAAUACACGUUACGACGAUGGAAAUAUAUGUGCUAAUAAAAUAUAGAUAAUCCGUAUGUACACGUCCGGCUUAUAUUGCCCUACCCCAUCCCAAAAAAAAAAAAAAAAUUAUAAAAAUAAGAGCGAAAAAAAAAUGAGAAAAGAUUAUCACACUCGAGAGUAUUUCAUUCGCGAUUGAAUGUAUUAAGUCAAAAUGUAAUUUAAAUGGAAAUUUGGAAUAACAAAAAAAAGAAGAA
Molecule: messenger RNA, 4805 nt
Organism: Bradysia coprophila
Lineage: Eukaryota; Metazoa; Arthropoda; Insecta; Diptera; Sciaridae
Gene: UBL3
Product: ubiquitin like 3
Molecular function (GO): protein binding
Source: RefSeq, a predicted model, not a curated record